Blepharisma stoltei is the source of this 1284-nucleotide messenger RNA. NCBI's taxonomy places the organism in Eukaryota, Ciliophora, Heterotrichea, Heterotrichida, Blepharismidae. The record is from the annotation of a GenBank genome assembly.
AUGAGUCUGAACAAUAGUUUGAAUUUGAAAAUCCAGCGUGGAGACGAGAUCAGGAAAAUCCAUCACCUUCCUCAAACAUGGGCUGACCUUCAAGGAGCCCUUCUUGAUUUAUAUGGGAGUACUGACUUCCAAAUCACUUAUAUAGAUGAUGAAGGUGACCAAAUCCUGGUCUCAAAUGAUGAAGAACUGGCUGAUGCCUAUGAGUUCGCUAAAGGAAAAUUCAGCCUAAAGCUUAUUGUCAAAGAAAAAGGACAAGUGGCUCCAGAGCCUCAACAAAUCCCAGUCGAAGAAAAUAAAGAAAAAGGACAAGUGGUGCCAGAGCCUCAACCAAUGCAAGUCGAAGAAGAUAAAGAAGAAAGUGAAAGUGAAAGCUCAGAAGAUGAAGAAAAAGAGGAGAACUAUGAAGAGGUACCUGUAGGACAAAUGUUCGACAUGAUCAGAAACCAUCCUCUAGCCCAACAAUUCUGCCAAAAUUUCUGCCCACAGCAAGCUACCUGUGAUAGCUGCAAUAAAACAAUAGAAGGUGUGCGCUACAAAUGUUCAGUGUGCCCUAACUUUGACUUCUGUGAAGAAUGUGAAGCUACCCAAGCCCAUCCUCAUCCGUUUAUCAAAAUUCCUAAUGAAGCUCCUCAAUUCCCAGGGCCUCCUCCAUUCUUAGGACACCCAGGUCAACACCCUGGCUAUUUCCGUGGACACCCUGGCUAUAUCCGUGGACACCCUGGUCAUUUCCGUGGACAUCCUGGUCAUUUCCGUGGACACCCUGGUCAUUUCCCAAUGCAUUCGCCUCCUCCAUUUGUCGACUUUAUCAACCAAUUCGCUCAAAAUUUCAAAAAGCCUAAAAGAUUCCACUUAACCAUAAUAGAGCACCUUUUAAAGAAAAAACAAGAAGUUUGCCCUGGAGAAGUCAUACAAGCAGGAUGGACAAUUAGAAAUACAGGGACUGAAGACUGGCCUGAAGGCACAAAAGUGGUCUUUGCCAAAGGGUCAUUGAAUCCUCUUGAAGAAAUUACAUUGCCAAGAAUUCCUGCAGGACAACAGCAAGAUGUGAUUAUUGAGUUCAUUACGCCUAUGGAGCUAGGAAAGCAAAAAGGAGUUUGGAAGCUUCAGGUUGGCGACAAAAGGUUUGGAAGAUUGCCUAUCACAGUGAAUGCUGUGACGGCAGAAACUUUUGAAGAGAAGAUUGCACGCUUAGUGACUAUGGGGUUUAGCGAAGAAGAAGCAAGAAGAGGCUUAGAAGCAGCAAAAGGAGAUCUGAAUCAAGCAGUCUCAAAGAUAUUUGCGUAA